This is a messenger RNA of Hippoglossus stenolepis (Pacific halibut), 2740 nucleotides long. Its product is annotated as ETS translocation variant 5. Gene Ontology annotation, biological process: cell differentiation; regulation of transcription by RNA polymerase II. The transcript is spliced from 13 exons. NCBI's taxonomy places the organism in Eukaryota, Metazoa, Chordata, Actinopteri, Pleuronectiformes, Pleuronectidae. Gene Ontology annotation, molecular function: DNA-binding transcription factor activity, RNA polymerase II-specific; sequence-specific DNA binding. Bases 170 to 1669 code for a protein of 499 amino acids. The record is from RefSeq and is a predicted model, not a curated record. Gene Ontology annotation, cellular component: nucleus.
UCAGUUCCAGCAUCAGAGCUCUUCCAUUGAGAAAAAUCCACAGGAGAUCGGCGUGUUUUGAUAUAUUUUUGCUCGCGGAGCUGCGGGGGAUGUAGGAAGGAAAAUCUGCGUCCACUUCAUUUUCACGCUGCCACGAAACUUCACCGAACGAAGUGAAGACUCCUGCAACAUGGACGGCUUUUAUGACCAGCAGGUCCCCUUUGUGGGCCCCGAGAGUAAGGAAGCAGAGACGUGUCUCAGCGACAGGAAAAGGAAGUUUGUGGACACGGAGCUGGCUCAGGACACAGAGGAGCUUUUUCAAGAUCUGAGCCAGCUCCAAGAAAUCUGGAUUGCAGAAGCUCAGGUUCCUGAUGACGAGCAGUUUGUGCCAGAUUUCCAGUCCAAUAACCUGAUGUUUCAUGCGCCGGCCCUGAGCAAAGUGAAACGAGAGCCCAGUCCGUCCAAAGACCCGUCCCCCUGCAGGACGCCUCAAGCUGACAUGUGCCUUUAUAGUUACAGUGCCUGUGACAACAAGCCAGCUCUGACUCCAGCCUCCACACCUGCACUACAGCGGGGGCCCCCCCAUCCAACGGGACCCCCGCCCUUACAGAGGCAGCUGCAGCCAUCGACCCCGCAGCUGACCGGUACCUGCCUGCCAAGCCACGUGUCUGCCAUGAGCCCCUCCCACCACCACGGCCUCCCACCGCAGACCAGCCAAAACCAGCAGUUUGCUCUGCCGCGCCCCCCCACCAGCUGUCCCAGUGCAGCAGCUUUCAGCAGCGAACAAAGGUUCCAGCGGCAGCUCUCAGAGCCCUGCUUGCCCUUCCUCCCGCCGGACAAAACCACACAGAGGCCGUACCCCACCUCAAGCCGGGACGGGCGCCCGCUGUACCAGCGCCACCUCUCGGAGCCCCUGGUGGCCCAAGGCCCCAGAGCUUUCAAACAGGAGCUGGUGGACCCACGGUACACGGAGCAAGGGCCACCCAAUCCAGGUCGAGCCCAGCCGCAGACCACCUUCAACCACGUCACGAUCAAACAGGAGCCGAGAGACUUUGGCUUCGACGCAGAGGUUCAGACCUGCCAGUCGUCAUCAUAUGGAAAGUCUUCUGUCUUGUACCAGAACAACAACAUAGGAUUUGGUAACGACAGAGAGCCACACUUGUACUAUGACGACACUUGUGUUGUGCCAGAAAGACUGGAGGGUAAAGCGAAGCAGGAGGGUUUGCCAUACCAGCGCCGCGGCUCCCUGCAGCUCUGGCAGUUCCUGCUCACGCUGCUCGACAACCCGGCCCACGGACACCUGAUCGUGUGGACAGGACGCAACAUGGAGUUCAAACUGAUCGACCCCGAAGAGGUGGCUCGGCUCUGGGGGAUUCAGAAGAAUCGACCGGCCAUGAACUACGACAAGCUGAGCCGCUCGCUGAGGUACUACUACGAGAAGGGCAUCAUGCAGAAGGUGGCCGGGGAAAGGUACGUCUACAAGUUUGUGUGCAACUCCGAGGCGCUGUUCUCCAUGGCUUUCCCAGACAACCAGAGGCCGAGCCUGAAGGCCGACCCGGACGCCAUCCCGCCCCCCAGCGAGGAGGAGGGACUCCCCUUGCCCAGCUUCGAAGAGGAGGGCCCCUACCUGGCUGACGGAGGGGAGCAGGGCGCCCGGGGGCUGGCUUUCCCUGAAGGCUACCUGUACUAGCCUCUGGCAGAUGGAGGGACCACGAGAUAAUAUUAACAGGAGGACUCUGAAAUUACUGAGCAGUGUUUGAGAUUCUCAAAAAUGUCCACGUACGAUAUGUUUGUCACAGAAAAGACCAACUUAUCAGAUCCUUUUUUUUAAUUAUCCAUCAUAAAUGUCUCUUAUGCCACAAGUUCAUUUGCUAAAAGAGAGAAUCUCUAAGACUGUUAAUCUGAAUUCACUCAUUUGGUUUGAUUUGUUAUGAUGGGUUUCGGGGGCCACUGCCAGCAAAACAAUUAGGAGUUUUUAAGAAUUAAGUUGUAAUAUUUUAAUAAAAAAUUGCAGUUAAUUAAUAAUAAUAUAUACAACAAAUUUACAAGAAAGGGUAUUUAAAAAAAUGUUUCUUUUCUAUGAUGCAACAGUUAUCACCUUCACGUUGAUCUUAUUUUUCUCUCAAAAUAUUUCAAAUUUUAUUCUUAAAAUAAAGCGUGAACUCUGGGAUCUGGUAUUUCAACCAAAAAGUAUCUAGAAGCCAUGGCACUCCUUCACUGAAAGGGACCAACGUUUCAGUCCUCCUCUAACAUGUGUAUUAAAGAUGUCUUUUGUGUGUCCUUGUUUUCGAAGCUAAUAUUUUUGGCAUUAUACGGACUUGUACGUCUUUUGCUAUAACUGUUUUAAGACAAAGGUACUGCUACUAUUUUUUGACCCUGUAAUUCUCUGAUGCUAAAAAAACGUCGAGCAUGGACUUUCUUACUGACGGCUCAGCAGUUAUUGCACCGAGAUAGUUAACUGCAUUUUGUAUAAUUCAUUUGCUUCAGUGUGUAGAAAAGGUGUAUAAUUACAUAUGAAUAUAUUUUUGCUAAAGGCUGCGCGUGCUUGACGUCGUGCUAUGAGCUGCAGAGUUUCGCCUGCUAACGUGUCACAUUGAUUUCAGCAUCUCCGAGAGGUCGUGACCUUUGACCUCUGUGCACAGAGACUGGAUGUGGCUGUGUGAUGAAAGACGCUGACACCGGUGUGACGUCCACCCUCAGUUACUGUAUGUGUGCCUUAUGUUAUGAUCCUUACUGAUACAAUAAACUAUUUUACUCUUUU